AUCCCGGCUGUCAAAAGCUUGCUUGUGUUUUGGGCUGUGUUGGGCCACUGCGUGCGUUAGUGGAUUUGUUUUGGACAUUUUGUGAAUUAGGAGGAAAAUGUACGGGUCGUGUGGUAAAUAGGGGAAAGAAGGAGGACCACACAAACACAAAGACAAAGAAAGUGAAAUGGCAGAAGAAGAAACAGAGAUUCUGGAACCCUAUCAAGUGUCCUUCUCGGACCUUGUCCAUUUGUCAUCUCGCUUUCAAUCUCCGAGAGACCGUAAACGCUUCCAAUGCAUCUCGAGAAAAGUGAUGUCAGCUCUUGGCCCCACCGGUCCAGGCCUGCUUUGUAUCACCGGCGUUCUUGGCUCCGCCGUUCUCCGCCGUCAACUCCUCCCUAUGGCUCGGAAGCUUGCUCUUCUCGAUCCGGACAAGCGGAUUCGCAUUCUCAAGGAGCACCACUUGGGUAGCGACGUUUCUCUCAAGAAUCCACUACGAGAUGUCUCGUCUUUUGCAAUGCAGCUCAACUAUGAACGCACUUCUAAAUCUUCACCGGGAAAGCUGCGGUUCCAUGAGCCUGCCGCUACACUGGACUUGCAGGAGGUUAAUGAUGAUGAUGAGUUCACAAAUCUUGGUACUGCCUUUAAGGAAUUAGGUUUUUGUAUGAGGGAAUUAGGCUUGUCCAUUGCUCGUAUAUGCGACAGGGAGAUUGGUGGAGGCUUCCUUGAGGAUAGUUUACUGGAUUCUUGCACAGCCAAGGCACGUCUUAUACAUUACCACUCUGCUGCUGAUAAAUGUGCUCUCAGAGAAACCGCCGAGAGGAUAAACCAAUCUGGUAAACGCAAGAGCAGAGUCCAGAGUACAGCUGAGCAAGAGGUGAACCGUAGAAACGGGAAUAGUUUGAAUGGGAGUCACUUCAACCUGUGGCAACAGUGGCACUACGAUUAUGGCAUCUUUACAGUUCUCACGGAUCCUAUGUUUUUAUCCUCCUAUUCAUACCAGGAAUACACUUUGAUGGGCGGCCACUCUUAUCUGCAGAUCUAUCAUCCCAGCAAGAACAAGUUGUACAUGGUCAAGACUCCACAAGACAGUUUUAUUGUUCAAAUUGGAGAGUCUGCUGAUAUUCUGUCCAAAGGGAAGCUACGGUCGACCCUUCACUGUGUGUGCAAACCAGAGAAGCUGGAGCACUUAAGCCGUGAGACAUUUGUGGUCUUCUUACAGCCAAAGUGGAGCCAAACUUUCUCAGUCUCAGAAUAUACAAUGGAACAUCUAAGGUCAUAUUCUCUACAGAGUCAGCUCUCUGAUAAGGAUGAGGUCCCUAAUCUAGAUAUACAGAAAAUCGUUCCACCUCUAUCGUCUCGGGUAAGGGAUGGGAUGACAUUUGCCGAGUUUUCUCGAGAAACAACAAAGCAGUACUACGGAGGGAAUGGUCUGCAAUCUAAUAGAUAGAUGGCCCGUCCUAGCUAGCGAGACAUGUGCAAAUGAUGAAACCCCCCUCUCUCAGGUAGAUAGGUUGUCAAGUCUUUAGGUAGUCAAUUUUCAGGUCAAUUACUUCAUAGUAAUGAGUUAGUUGAAGCCAAGAAGAAUGAGCCAAAGAGGGUUAGUUCUGAAAGAGAUUAGAUUAAAGGUAAGAGUUGGGAUUCGUCUUGUGUACUUCGAUGUUGGAGCCAAAAAACAGUGAAAGCUGUUACAUCGUUUUCACAGUCAAAAGCAACUCUCUCUUUCCAACAUGCUUUCUUUUGCUCUUCUAUAGUCUCUCUCUGUGACUCAGUUUAUGUUCCUGUUGUGUCUCCCCCGAUGCUGUUCCAUUCUUACAUCUCUUUGUUUCUUUGUUUGCUUUUUCAAGCGUCGCAUUAAGACAAAGUGGUGUUAUUAAAGUAAAAGCUGCAUCCCCUCUUCACAGAUUCCUUUAGGGAAUCAAUAUUUUUCUCUUCCUUUUUUUGACAUUUUAUGAUUUAUCGUGUUUUUUCA
Camelina sativa (false flax) is the source of this 1951-nucleotide messenger RNA. RefSeq names its product 2-oxoglutarate (2OG) and Fe(II)-dependent oxygenase superfamily protein. Lineage: Eukaryota; Viridiplantae; Streptophyta; Magnoliopsida; Brassicales; Brassicaceae. The record is from RefSeq and is a predicted model, not a curated record.